UAACAUUCUGUCCUGCUGGAAAUCACACUACAUUAGCAGCUACCUUCGUGCGGUCAACCGAUGAAAGACCCGGCGGUUGAUAGUCAUGAGCGAUAAUUCAUCGUUCGCGGUGGACUUUGUCCGGAACAUCGGGGUCCGUAUCGACGACAGCCAACCUCUUUCAACCCGUGUGCAAUCUCCAAAAGUCCCAGAAAAGGCUGACCAAAAGGGCGACGAAGCUCUCAAGAUCGAGCUGGCCGAUGACCUGGACCUUGCCCAUCUAACCAAGCUUCCCAGCCGAAGCUCCUUACUCAAAAUUCUUGACAGCUUGGCAACGCAGACAAGGCUCAUCAGUGCUGGGAGUGCCGAGGCGCUCAAGUCUCAUAUUGUUGGCUCAGUACGGGCAGAACAAGAAGCGCAAGCACUCUUACGGAUCACCUACCUCGCAUAUGCGGUUUCUCUGGAUGCUCUUCUGAAGAAAGCCGAGAUACUCGGAGACCAGGAGUGGUUCUGGUCCGACAUCGAAGAUGAACUCCUCCAGACGUCUCGUUACUUCCUACAGACACUUCCCGGUAGACUUUUUGCUCUGGCCGAAAAUGCGAGCAAGCUGGUGUACGACAAUGCGAGUCAGACACUAAGUACCGUUACAGCAGACCGACCAGCAGCAGGGCUCAGAUCGCUGCUCGACGGCAGGACGUUCGCUGAAGCAUGGUCCCUAGUCAGAACAAGCCCUACUUUCGCGGUUGCUUCAAUGUUCCCAUGCACCCGCCAGUCUGUGGAUAACGACCUGUCCAAACAGCCCAAGCUAAACUUUAGCUUGUUGCGACCCAGUGCGCUCUCUCCGGUACGACUCACGCGACAUGAAGCACGACACAAACGUAAGCGUCUUGUCAACGAGCGCGACAAGUUGGCGACAAAGAUUGGGGAGCUUUCAAUCAAAAUGCGGCAACAGCAGUCCUCUACCCUGGGCGAGGCCUUGAAAACCCCAGAAGAAGCUUUCAAACACGUCGUGGAGCUCACGGCCACGCUCGGCGCGGUUGUCUCUGGGUGUGAUUCCUACGCAAGCUCCAGCCAGAAUCCAAUCGAACAGCUUCAGGAUAUUCUUGCAUCGCGACUGGCACAACACGACCCUUCAGCCGUCUACAGUACCAUGUUAAAGCCCGCACCGUUCGGACUUGGCCCGCCAUCAACACUCGCACGUCUGUGGCUGUCAUUCGUCUUUGUCCCAACAGUCAGUCUGAUACUCCUCAAAGCGUUCACACGAAACAAAGAUGCCAUCCUCGGGUCUGUUCGCAAUGCCAAGGAAACGAUUCGCGGCUUUCUCGUCGGCUGGGUUUACGAGCCUGUUGUGCGUUUGCUUGAUACCAUUCGGCACGGUGAGGCCGCGGACGGCGUCAUCAUCAGCAAGGAAAGCCUUAACUCCGACUUGCAGAGUCUAGAGAGGAUGGUCACAGAUUUCAGCGCCGAAAAGUACUCUUUGAGCUUACAAGAGCUCGAGCAGGUUGCGGCAAAGGUCAAGGAGGGCGACCUGACCCAUGUCCUACGGAUAUAUGAGGCAGAGCUCAAGUCGCCGCUAAAGUCCGCCGUGACUGGCUCUCUGAUCAGAACGCUUCUGAUCCAGAUUCAGAAGGCCAAAGUCGACCUAGAAGUCGCCAUGUCGGGCAUCGACAGCCUUCUGAAGAGCCAACAGCUACUCUUUGGCGCUGUCGGCAUCGCUCCAGCGAUGGGCAUCCUCUACGUAACUGUUUCCUGGUUCAAGAACAGACUCAGUCAGGCCUCCAACCGUCAGGGCCGCGCGGCUGGUUAUGAUGUCAAGAUUCGCGCAUGGGAGGCACUGCGACGUGUCGACAAGCUGCUGGCUGCUCCUGCUGGUAAAGAAGGAGGCGAGCUGGACGCCAAGACGCAAGGACUGCUGCUGCUCGAUUUGGCGUUGCUGCGAUUGGUCGCCGAGCCGCUCGUGGCGAGCGUGGCGGUUAGCAGAAAAAGGGGGACACGCAAGAAGUUGCACCAGCAAUUCCUCCAAGACAUCCGCGAGCUGGAAGGUUUACAGGCGACGGCUGACGGCCCACAGUUUGUCGCUGAUGUAGGCCUGGCAUGGAACAGCAGGAGAGCGGUCAUGGAUUGCGUCUGGCGCAGCUGGGGGCCUUUGAUCGCAUUCCAGUGAGAUGCAGCACGAUGGAUUUGAUACAUGUAGCAUACACUUGGUAGCAAACGACGAUCGUCGCCACGGUCAUCGUUGCACAUUGCUCAU
Tilletiaria anomala UBC 951 is the source of this 2230-nucleotide messenger RNA. Its product is annotated as NCA2-domain-containing protein. Gene Ontology annotation, cellular component: mitochondrial outer membrane. Bases 86 to 2143 code for a protein of 685 amino acids. The transcript has 3 exons. Lineage: Eukaryota; Fungi; Basidiomycota; Exobasidiomycetes; Georgefischeriales; Tilletiariaceae. The record is from RefSeq and is a predicted model, not a curated record.